This is a messenger RNA of Helicoverpa zea (corn earworm), 3063 nucleotides long. RefSeq lists its product as uncharacterized. Bases 522 to 2819 code for a protein of 765 amino acids. The record is from RefSeq and is a predicted model, not a curated record. NCBI's taxonomy places the organism in Eukaryota, Metazoa, Arthropoda, Insecta, Lepidoptera, Noctuidae. The transcript has 14 exons.
AAACAGUUUCAGUAACCGCGGUGUGACUGACGACCGCCUCCUGCGCUUGCACUUCUUGCGCAUCAGCUCGCAUAGCCGAUCGAUAUCCCGAUCUAAUAUUCCACUCUGAACAUUAUAAAUUAAAACACCAAGUGCUGUGUCAAAUACGAAUCAUAGCUUAAUUUGGACCAAAAAUUUCCAACAAAAUACUUGUUCCGAUCAAAAGGGGUGUAGUAUAUUUGUUCAGGUGUGCCCUGACUUGGUGUAGAGCGAUCUGUAUCUAAUUGCACAAUUGGUUCAUCACCCUGGACGAAGCUGCUUCAUACUCUAGUGCAGUGGUGGACUCGUCUUGGUCACUCGCGGCUGCGUACAUAAUAUUACCAGUUCGAACGUAACGUCUAACAAUGCUUAUCAGCAACAUUGUAUGUCGGUGAAGUUUCCUAUAGCGUCGUGACGUUUUAACAUUAUUUAACAGUUGUGUACAUCUUUAUGAUAGUUUUAUGACUCAUAAGUGUGGUUAAACGUGAUCACAAUCAAAUAUUAUGAAGCCAUAUGGAUUUAUUAUUGUCCUGGUGUCGCUCAUGUUCUUCAAUACAUCCAGAGCACAAUGUGGGGUUGAUCAAACGGUAACAUUCAUCCGGUGGGCGGGGGUGGCUCCGGAGAGCGCUACUCCAGUAUUUGUGUACUCGGCGAGUGGUGACGAAGAGUCACUAGCAGGUGCCUGCCUAGCAAGAUGUCGUGAAUUGCAGGACUGUGGGGCUGUCAUUGUUGCCUAUGAUAGGGGCAACUGCCAGGGCGUAGCAGGUGAAUCCUCAGCAAGACUUAAGACGGACAAUGAUGUCGCAAUGUUCAAGAAAGUUUGCUUGUCACUGCCAGAAGACUGCAAUGGACGUUGGUGGGCGCUGGAAAACACUCCUGGCUACCAUAUGAAUUCCGAAGGGUCCAAUCUAAGGGUCGUUUACAACACCACCAUUUACGAGUGCUACGAUGCUGUGUUCUUAAGGGAUGAAACGUUUCGGUCUGCACAAUGGGUCGUACCUCAGAGCGACUUCGAUCCCGACCUGAUGUAUACUUCAGACUCCAUGAUUGGCAACUGUCUUUUGAACAGAGAGAAUAGAUUCACUGAGCCGGAGUCUUAUCGAGUGUCCAACUACUACACCGUUUAUAUAGAAAACCAGUGCUUUCAUGACUAUCCAAAGAAGAUAGAUCGAUGUUCUUAUGAAGAGUACUACAACCAAACGCUGAGACAUGUGGAAUUUACUAUCAAAAACUACACAAAAGACGAAUGUAAAACGUUAUGCGAGCAAGCCGAAAGUUUCAUCUGCCGUGGGUUCACGUGGAUAUCGGAGGAGUAUGUGAAUUCUGGCGGUGGGCGCGGGCUAUGCGACCUGCAUAGUGAAGACCUCAUCACGACCGGUUCCUGGCUGCUCAGGAGGAUCUCUGCUGCCACUUAUUAUAGGAGAGUCGUUUGUCUUAACAUCACAGUGGAAUGCGAGGAAGAUCAGAUGCUAGUGACGUAUUCUCCGCGCGGAAUGUUCCGCGGGCGCGUUUACGUGCCGGGGCGCGGAGAGCAAUGUGCCGCGCGGGGGACUGGCUCCACCGUGCGGUUGACGUUGCCUAUGCACGGAGAUUGUGACGUCAACUUUGCUUACGGCAUCUCUAAUGGACCUGACGGAGUUAUCAAUAGGACAAUGGCGUACGUGAUGGUGAUGAUACAAAACAACCCGAUCAUACAGACGGCCGGGGACCGCUGGGUGCGCGUGGGAUGCUCGCCCGAAGCGAGAGACGCUAAACAUGUCGAUGCCACUGUCGCUGUCAGUGAUAUCGGUGGGUUCAAAAAGCCGACACAAUCAAGUGAGACCGAGUCCCCUAACCUGGUGUCGCCGGCAGCAGCGAGCGCGGUGUACGGCAUCAGCACCACGCCCGUGUCCAUGUACGUGGUGCGAGUGGUCGACGACAGCGGGGCUGGCGCAGUCUCGCUAGGCGAACCUCUCGAACUGAGGAUUGAGACCCCUGAUGCCUCAGAGAUUAAAGCGUAUCAUCUGGUUGCUUCUUCCAGACUUGGAGAUAGUUCGGUAUUGUUGCUGGAUGGUAAAGGAUGUCCUACUGGACAGGUGGAUUUCCCGCCAUUCACUCGUACAUCAGUGGGCGGCACACAGCGUCUAUCGGCGCGGUUCAAGGCGUUCCGCUUCCCCACAUCACACGUCGUCCGGUUCGCUGUCAUGGUCCGGUUUUGUGACGACACCUGUAUUCCGGUAAAAUGCAAACCCAAAAGACCGACAGGGAACCGUAGCGCUCGACAAACAAACUCUACGUUCUACGAGUGGGGUGACGAGACGCCCGCGUCCGUCCGCGCGGAGGGGCCGGGCGACGGCGCGGAAGGUCCGGGCGACGGCGCGGAAGGUCCGGGCAUCCGCGUGCAGGAGCGGAUGAGGCCCGGCGUGGUGGCACUAGGCAGCAAAGCGGCUUGCGGCCAGCUUGCCGAAGACGCUGUCGAGCUAGAACUGGACUUACUCGUCGAUUCUAAGGACAUUCUGUCUACUGAUACACUAGUUCGAGCUGAUCACCGGUCUAAUAUACCUGAGGAGAGCAAUCUUGCCGAUGGUUCCUUGAUAUGCGUUCACGAGCUGCUUCUAGUGUCGUUGGCGCUGGCCUGGCUCGCCGUGCAAAUAAUAUUACUGCUGGGAUGCUGUGUACUUGUUAAAAGGUAUCGAAACUUGGCAGAAAUGAAUAUGCAGAAAGAAUACACGUCAUUCGAUAACGUGGGUUUUGAAACUGUAUCGUCACACCGGCGCGUCCACUGGCCGGAUCAAAACAUCGAUAUAAUACAUACCACUUAGUGGCAACACUAGUCUACCUAUAUGUCAAGUUUAUGCACAGCACAGAGUCGAAAAUAUUCCUAAGCUAGAGCACGUUCUAACUUCAAUAUGUGUAAGUUUUAACCAGUGUCUCGGCUUUAUCGUGACAUUGGACAUUUCUAAUCGAUGGUAAUUUCACAUGUAGUUAAAAAACGUACAGACGCUAGCACAUCGAGCUACUUCGAUCUGUCAAACUUCUUUAAUUGAUUUUCAACUGUAUCUCUAC